Sinocyclocheilus grahami is the source of this 996-nucleotide messenger RNA. RefSeq names its product gastrula zinc finger protein XlCGF8.2DB-like. The annotation marks the transcript as partial. The transcript has 2 exons. Gene Ontology annotation, biological process: regulation of transcription by RNA polymerase II. Gene Ontology annotation, molecular function: DNA-binding transcription factor activity, RNA polymerase II-specific; RNA polymerase II cis-regulatory region sequence-specific DNA binding. The record is from RefSeq and is a predicted model, not a curated record. NCBI's taxonomy places the organism in Eukaryota, Metazoa, Chordata, Actinopteri, Cypriniformes, Cyprinidae.
AUAAAGAUGGAGUUUAUUAAAGAGGAGAGAGAAGACAUGAAGAUUGAAGAAACAUUCAGAGUCAAACAUGAAGAUACUGAGGAACAAACAGACCUGAUGUCACUGAAAAAGGAGAGUCAAGAACUGAAUGAAAUGGAGGAUCAGUAUGAGGAACAUCAUGAUUUCAUAACUGGGGAAAAAUCCAUAAAGACUGAAAAGACGUCCUCACGAAAAAGACCCCAGAAGACCAAAUCUAACACCUGCCAUCAAUGUGGAAAGUGUUUCAGUAAUCAUCGAAAUCUUAAAGUCCACAUGAGAAUCCACACUGGAGAGAAACCCUACACAUGCCAACAGUGUGGAAAGAGCUUCAAUCAAACAGGGAACCUUAAAAGCCACAUGAGAAUUCACACAGGAGAGAGGCCUUUCACCUGCCUUCAAUGUGAACAGAGUUUUAAACAAAAAAAAGCCCUUCUUUCCCACAUGAGAAUACACACCGGAGAGAAGCCAUUCACAUGUGAUCAGUGUGGAAAGAGUUUCACACAUAAAGACACCCUUAAUUCCCACAUGAGGAUUCACUCAAGAGAGGAUUGUUUAAUAUGUCAACAGUGUGGCAGACGUUUCGCUCAUAAAGUAAGCUUCAAGACUCACAUGAGAGUUCACACUGGAGAGGAGCCUUACGCAUGCUCUCAGUGUGGAAAGCGUUUUAGACAUAAACAGUCCCUUGAUUCCCACAUGAGAGUUCACACAGGAGAAAACCCUCACACCUGCAAACUGUGUGGGAAGAGCUUCUCACGAAAAGGAUCUCUUAAGACUCACAUGGACAUUCAUACUGGACAGAAGCCGUUUACAUGUGCUCAGUGUGGAAAGAGUUUCAGACGUCAAGUGACUCUUAAUUACCACACGAGAAUUCACUCAAGAAAGACACCGUUUUAGAUAUCAUGACCUAAAACGCCUUAACAAGCAUGAAUAAAUCACUCUUAGUCUUUUUUUUUUACAUUAAACAAGCCUUAAGACUCA